Molecule: messenger RNA, 449 nt
Organism: Panicum virgatum (switchgrass)
Lineage: Eukaryota; Viridiplantae; Streptophyta; Magnoliopsida; Poales; Poaceae
Exons: 3
Coding region: 1-405 (134 amino acids)
Source: RefSeq, a predicted model, not a curated record
AUGCCCGCCAGCUUUCGUUUGGCGCCGCCGGAAAAUGUGAGAAAAUUCAUGGAGCUCCCAAUCAAGUAUCUGGAUUCAGCUCAUGAUAAGGCUGUUGAGUUCAUUGAAGAUGUCCAGGCAAUAAUUUUUGCCCCCUUUACUGAUGAUGAGGUGCCAAAUGAGGAGGAUCAAUCUAGUAGCAACGUCAUCACUGAAUCUUUGGCAGCAUCAGUUGAGACGCCGCUAGUUGGACCAAAUACUGAAACCUCUACUCCUGCAUCUCUCAUAACGGUGGAAAACAGAUCUACUGGCCGUAUAGAUACUGAUGCUCAUGGAACUGAACCAUUUUCAAGUACAAGUACAGGUUUGUCCUUGAGGAAUCAUGUGUCCCCAGAAAAUACUUCUUCUGAAAGGAGGUCGCAUUGAAGCAAAUGAUCUGCGUCUGGCAGAGGACACCUCACCAAGUGGAA